AUGGCGGCCUCGCGACCAGCCAUGUCGGCGGCCUCUAAGGCCGAAAAGAAUGCUGAGGUAGUUAUGGGGACAAACAACAGCAGCAUUAUAUCCAAGCGAAGUGUCGAGAUGAUCUACUACCCCAAGCCCCAUUUCUUCCGCUACUUUGUUAAAAAGCCCCAGCGCCGAUCGCCGACCAUUAAUCGCGGAUACUGGCUGCGCAUGCAUGCAAUGGCCCAGACUGUACGGCAGUUCAUGGAAAACGCGCCAGCAGAUAAGCCGAAAUUCGUCUUGAACCUCGGAUGCGGAUAUGAUUCACUGCCUUUUGUGCUGCUUAGCGAGGAAAAGAAAUCGGGACAUGCCGGGAACACUAUCUUCGUCGAUAUCGACUAUGAGAAGCUCAUCCUUUACAAGAGGGAUACGAUCCGCAAAACCCGAGAGAUCACUGAAGUCCUUGGAGAUGUCGAGUUCGGCCAAGAUCAGGAUGCUAUCCAAAUCCGCAGCUCACAGUAUAUUGCUGUGGGGUGUGAUUUGAAAAACCUGAAGAAACUUGAUGAUGUGCUACGGACUAGCAUUCUCCCCGACUCUGAAUGCCCUGUUCUUUUUCUCGCCGAGAUGUCUUUGACCUAUAUGCCAAUCCCCUCUGCCAAUGCAGUCCUGAGUUGGGCUUCGCAAUUGACGAAUGACGUCCAAUUCUGCCUCCUUGAGAAAUACUUUCCAGAUGGACCUAACCACCCAUACGCGAAGGGAAUGAUGCUGCAUUAUGAGAACCUUAAAGCACCUUUGUUCUCAACCAAUGAAUACCCAUCGCUUGCUGAGCAGGAACAGCGCUUUAGAGAGUCCGGAUGGUCUCACGCACGAGCUCAAACUCUGUGGGAUCUUUGGUCCAAUAGUCCAUUUUUGGUCGACUCGGUACGGAUCGGGCUCGACUCGUGCGAGGCCUUUGAUGAAUGGGAAGAGUUGGCGCUCUUUGCUUCACACUUCUUCCUGCUCAUUGCAUCGACUAAGCCCGGCGGUUCACCAGGAACGACCGGGCUCGCCGGGGUGGCCAACGAAACGGAAGUUACCGAGGGAAAUGUCUCCCCUCAGUUUGUUCUGCAAGGGCCUCUUCCAACAGGCCAAGGUUGUGGACGACGGCGAUAUGGGGCCUGGCUGCCAGACGGCCCUCACACGAUCGGUCAUCAUGGAGGCCAGGGAGAACAAGCUCGACUCGCCACCACCGACUUGUAUUCUCGUUCUGACGUUGCGGAAACGGUUUCAUCAUUUCCAUCUCGUGAUAUCCCCACGAGGAUGUGCCAUACCAUCACUGCUCUGGGCAAGAAGGGCGACUGUAUCUUGAUUGGCGGCCGAGCCUCCCCUACCGCGCCUCUUAACGACUGCUGGCUACGACAGGAUAAUACCUGGUGCCAGGUUCACCCGUUGCCCGAGGCAAGAUUCCGACACAGCGCCACUGACGUCUCCCUGAGUGCUGUUUCAACCUCCAUCCUGGUCUAUGGAGGCAAAACCAAAAACAACACUAUCCUGGAGAGUUGGAUCCUGUGGAACGAUCAGGAUCAACAAGGCUGGCGGAAUGUCCGUGUUAUUGGCAGCAAGCCCGAGGCUCGCUUUGGAGCCUGCUUUGCAAAGACAAGUGCAAGUACCGGUGUAUUGUUUGGAGGAAUCGGAUACAAUGCAACCAUUCUCGAGGAUUUCUGGACCUGGAGUCUAUUGCGAUCGGACGACGGAUCUUUAGAAGUGGAACUAACGGACGUGACUAAAUACAUACGGACCUCCUCGCCGCAGCUCUUCCCCUACCUUAGUCGAUUUGGCGCCACGGUCAAUGCCACCUCGCAAGGCCUGGUAGUGGCUGGCGGCAUCAUACCACGCCGACUAAUCCCCGCCGCGAAAGAGAUCCUCUUGCUGGACUCGACCCACUUGGCAUCCACGACUCUGGCACAAUCGCACAACCCAAAUAUCAUCACUGCCAUUGGCCUUGGCGCUGCGUUCGCCGGUCCGAGGCCACUGCUCACCGGCCACGUCGCCUGCACGAUCGACUCUGAUCAUGUGCUUUUUGUGGGCGGUGGCGCCGUAUGUUUCCCAACCGGAACUGUCUGGACUGAGGGCGCCUGGAUUCUACAUCCAGCCGACUCCAACACUGAAAAUACAUGGGGUAUCGUAGCCCCGAAGAAGAAGGCCGCGGAGCCCAUCGCUCGCAAAGACUCCAUGCCAAUGCCACAGACAAAGCGCGCAACCCUUGAAGAAGGCCUGCCUCCAUCCCCAAUCCCCCGGGUCCGCAUCGAAUCCGCCGCACAGUUCGAGCAGAUCGUCGCCAAUGGCAAGCCCGUUGUGAUCGAGGGUGCUGACAUCGGGCCCUGCACUACCCGCUGGACAAAGGAAUACCUUGCAUGCACUGUCGGCGAGGAUCGCAAGGUUGUCGUGCACGAGGCUCAAUCGGAGCAGAUGAGCUUUCAGACUAAGAACUUCGCAUAUGUGACCAAGUGCUUUGGCUCUUUCUUGGACGAGGUUCAUGCAGGUGGCCGCCAGUAUCUCCGAUCUAUCUCGGCAGAACAGCCAUCCAAGAUGCCCGCGCAUUUGGAGAUGGAUUUUCCUACAUUGCAGGAUGACUUUAGGCUUCCCGACUGCAUGGCCAUGGUGACGGAGAAUGCGCAUAGUUCGCCGCUGCGAAUCUCUGGGCCGGUCACGAUGUGGCUUCAUUACGAUGUCAUGGCCAAUGUGCUCUGCCAAGUUCGCGGCGAGCGGCGCCUGAUCCUCUUCCCGCCCGACGACGUGCAGGCGCUGCACCUCCCACCCGGAGCAUCCAGCUCGCGCCUCGACAUCUUCGCGCACGCUGGACUGGAUACGGCGGCAGCGCGCAUUCCCGGCACACACCCGCAGGAGGCGAUUCUGCGCCCAGGCGAGAUCUUGUUCCUCCCGCCGCUGUGGUUACACACGGCGUGCUCGGCGGCCAGCGCGGUCAGCGUGGCCGUAAAUGUGUUCUUCCGCAACCUGGCCCAGGGCUAUGCGACGGGGCGCGAUGUCUACGGGAAUCGUGAUUUGCAGGCGUACGAGAAGGGGCGACUGGAUCUGCAGAAGGUCAAGAGGUCGUUUGCGGGCGUGCCGCCGGAUAUGGCGCGAUUUUACCUACGUCGGCUGGCGCAGGAGUUGCAAGAACUGGCGGACCAAUGA
Messenger RNA from Penicillium macrosclerotiorum, 3144 nucleotides. RefSeq names its product tRNA methyltransferase PPM2. Gene Ontology annotation, molecular function: protein binding; tRNA methyltransferase activity. The transcript is spliced from 6 exons. Gene Ontology annotation, biological process: wybutosine biosynthetic process; tRNA methylation. Bases 1 to 3144 code for a protein of 1047 amino acids. NCBI's taxonomy places the organism in Eukaryota, Fungi, Ascomycota, Eurotiomycetes, Eurotiales, Aspergillaceae. The record is from RefSeq and is a predicted model, not a curated record.